CCAAAAUCAACGCCCCCUCCCCCGCCCUGAACCAUAACGCCAUGACACUCACCUACGCCUCCAACAAGAGAUCACCUAUAAAACCCACCUCCUCCUCUCUCCCGCUCCCCUUCAAGCCCACCUCUUUCCUCUGCAUCUCCAUGGCCUCCCUCUCCCUCCUCUCCCUCCUCUCCCUCUCCCUCCUCCUCCUCCUCUCCUCCUCGUCCUCCUCCUCCGCCCGCCACACCCACCUCCCCAAACCUCCCCCUGCCCCGCAUUCCACUCCUUCCUCUUCCCCUUCGUCCCCGGAGAUCCAGCAGGCCUGCAAGUCCACCAGAUUCCCCGACCUCUGCGCCUCCCAGCCCUACCGCCUCCCCCCCGCCCCCUCCUCCCUGGACCUCAUCCUCUCCGCCCUCCAGAUCUCCUCCGACCGCCUCGCCACCGCCCAGUCCAUGGUCGACUCCAUCCUCUCCUCCUCCGCCGGCAACAUCAACCGCACCACCGCCGCCAGGAACUGCGUCGAGCACCUCGCCAACUCCCGCCGCCGGACGGAUUCGGCGGCGGGUAACGCGAUCCCGGGCGGCCGCACCAAGGACGCCCGCGCCUGGCUUUCAGCCGCCCUGCUCUACCAGUACGACUGCUGGUCCGCCCUCAAGUACGCCAACGACACGAGCCAGGUCGACCAGACCAUGGCGUUCCUGAACACGCUGACGAUGCUGACCAGCAACGCCCUCAGCAUGCUCGUCUCGUACGACCGGUUCGGGAAGGGCACGGCGGUGUGGCGUCCCCCGGCGACGGAGCGCGACGGGUUCUGGGAGGACGGCCUCGACGGCGGCGGCGGCGGGGGCGGGGCGUCGUCGGGCCUGGGGUUCGAUGGCGGGGUCCCCCCGGGCCUCACGGCGGACGCGACGGUGUGCAAGGACGGGGGCAGCGGAUGCUACGCGACGGUGCAGGACGCCGUCGACGCCGCGCCGGCGAACGGCGGCGGCGGAGGGAAGAGGUUCGUGAUCCACAUCAAGGAAGGGGUGUACGAGGAGACGGUCAGGGUUCCGUUCGAGAAGAAGAACGUGGUGUUCUUGGGGGACGGCAUGGGCAAAACCGUCAUCACGGGGUCGUCAAACGUGGGGCAACCUGGGAUUUCCACCUACAACACUGCCACCGUCGGAGUGCUCGGCGACGGAUUCAUGGCAAGCGGGCUCACGAUCCAGAACACCGCGGGUCCGGACGCCCACCAGGCGGUGGCGUUCCUGUCGGACAGCGACUUCUCGGUCGUGGAGAACUGCGAGUUCCUAGGGAACCAAGACACGCUCUACGCCCACUCCCUCCGGCAGUACUACAAGUCCUGCCGCAUUGAGGGCAACGUGGACUUCAUCUUUGGGAACUCGGCCUCCUACUUCGAGGACUGCCAGAUCCUGGUCCGCCCCCGGCAGGUCAAGCCCGAGAAGGGUGAGAACAACGCGGUCACGGCCCACGGCCGGACCGACCCCGCGCAGUCGACGGGCUUCGUGUUCAACAACUGCUUGGUCAACGGCACCGAGGAGUACAUGGCGUUGUACCGGAGCAAGCAACAAGUGCACAAGGACUUCCUGGGGAGGCCGUGGAAGGAGUACUCGAGGACGGUCUUCAUCGGGUGCAACCUUGAGGCCCUGAUCACGCCUCAGGGCUGGAUGUCGUGGAGCGGAGAUUUCGCCCUGAAGACCCUCUACUACGGGGAGUUCAAGAACACUGGGCCAGGGUCCGACACGUCGAGCAGAGUGUCGUGGAGUAGUCAGGUCCCGGCCGAACAUGUUGAUACGUACUCGGUGAAGAGUUUCAUUCAAGGAGAUGAGUGGAUUCCGACAUCUUCUUGAUCCGAGAUGAUAAAGAGAAAGUUAAUAAGGUCAAGAUUUCUAGUUUAGAGACGAGUGAGAUGGGGAGUUUUUUGAACCCACGACACUGCAGUUCUCACCCGUUUGAUGUGCAUGAAAGCUAUCAAAAUUGUGUAGUUUCAUUGAAUCAAAUAGUGGCAUCGGCUGUUUUGGUCAAGUUACCAUUCUGGGUGAGUGAAAUUACAUUGUCUGUCGAAGGAUGUUUUCGGUUCAUGUAUAGAGCAGGCAAGCAGAGUUUGGUUCUGUAGACCUUUUCCUUCUAUGCUUUUUCUGAUCCGAUGAUUAUUAAUGUCUUGUACCUCUUGGUCUCUC
Messenger RNA from Syzygium oleosum, 2159 nucleotides. Its product is annotated as probable pectinesterase/pectinesterase inhibitor 51. Lineage: Eukaryota; Viridiplantae; Streptophyta; Magnoliopsida; Myrtales; Myrtaceae. The transcript is spliced from 2 exons. The record is from RefSeq and is a predicted model, not a curated record. Bases 42 to 1829 code for a protein of 595 amino acids. Gene Ontology annotation, biological process: cell wall modification. Gene Ontology annotation, molecular function: pectinesterase inhibitor activity; pectinesterase activity.